AUGAGAAAUUUGAACCUAGUGGUAUCGUCCAGACGAAUGCUCGGGUCGAAGAGGAUACUUCUAUUUCGGUUGCGGCAUGUUCGGGGAUUGGCAACUGCCAUAUCUCGACGACCUAGCAGUCGGCCUGGCUUACCUCCGCCGAUGGAUCCAAGAAAUCAUAGGAUGAAGAAGGUCAUGUCAUUGGUAUCCUCAGAACAGCUGCGUCUGCAAAACAAGCAUCGUGAAGAACUGGAAAGUAAUAGAGCAGAGUCGCUUCAGGAAAUUGUCGACCAUGUCGAAUGGCGUGGUGUUGUGUAUAGUCAAACGCCUGAAAAGGUCGCUCGACUGCUUGCGGAUUCAAGAGAAGAUCUCACAUCUUUAUCGGAUCGUCAAUUAGCUGUGCUCAUUUCGACUUUUGGUAAUGCAUGCGAAUCUGUAAGCUAUUUGAGAAGAUCUGCAUUUAUGAGCCAAGCAUUACAAGCCCUUCAGCAGAGAGGUGUUUCACUACAAGCGUUGUCGAGAAACGCUGUAUUAGCUGCUCGCAUUGAUAACAACGAAAGUGUAAAUGUAAUUGAUGAACUAAAAGCUUGGGAAGCGGAUGGUAUCACACCGAAUGAGGAGACUUAUGCUCAUUUAUCGCGAGUUUAUGCACACUCAGCAAACACUCAAGGGAUUGUGGAUAUCAUAAAUCAUAUGAAAUCCAACGAGAUGCCGAUAUCAGAAACACUGCUGGAAUCCCUCAUAUACUCAGUUGCCAGAGGUGGGCAUUACACGCAAGCGGAAAAGUUUGUCCAGAAAUUCCAAUCCUCUGCUAAUGAAGCUCUUCUGCGAGUCGCAGUUGCUAGAGCUGCGGUUGCUCGUGGUGAAAUAUCAGAAGCAUUCAAAGCUCUGGCUUCGAUACCUAUGUCGGCGAAACUCAACCAGAUUACUAAUAAUAAACUUGUACUGGAGCUCCUAUAUGACAUGCUCGAUGCCGGAGAAAUGGAUGCGGUCGAGAAGCUAUUGCCUUACUUAGCUAUGGCUCAAGAAGGAUCAACUUUGAGUGAGUUUCACGCCAAUCCAUCUGUUUUGGCUCGAUCCCGUCGGGCUUGUGCAGAAGGAAAGUUGGAUGUCGCGUUAAAGCUGUAUAGCCUACUUCAUCCUAAAUUCAAAAACAGUUACUUCGAAGCGACACUUCUGGACUCGUUAGGUAAUCGCUUGAGGAGUAACGAUUGCUCUGUCGAUAGUAUAUUUGCUUUGGCGGAAACGAUGGAGUCAAUGGGACUAACGAAAGACCACAGACUGAUUUUGCUUGAAAAAUCUAUAAAUACGCCACGGACUCAUGAAGUAUUUGCAAAACUAACUGGAGAUCAAGUCGAACAAUGCCUUGCUGAGAGGCCUGCUUUGAGGAAAACACUUGCGAGAAGAUUGAGUGAACAACUCACAACCUCAAAUCUGAAAAGAGAAGAGCGAGUGAAAAUUUUGGCGGAUAUCGCAACAGUGUUGUUUUCUUAUGACAAGCAACAAACUAUCCAGGAUAUCAUGGCUGCUUAUUCAGUCAUUUACGUGCUCGGCGGCAAAGAUGUCAAUCUCGCAAUUCCUGCUUUGGAAGUGCUCGAAAAUCUUCAUGUACACAGGGAGUAUGCAACUGCAUUAGUACAACAACUGCUGAGGAAAGGUGAUCCGCUUGCCGAAGAAAAGCUGAACAAACUUUUGAACAGUGGCGCUGUGCGUUCGAUAAACUUGAGCCGCAUUCAAAAGCAAGUCUCUGGGCUUCUUUUGAAUCGUGAGAAGAAAACUAGUGAAGCAGAUGAGCGACAGCUGAAUUUAGCAGCGCGGAUCAUCGCUCUGAGUUUUCCAGCCGAAAAUUCCAAAGGAAAAUCGAUAUUUGCCUCCAAAUAUAUUAUUUUGCAACUGCAGUCUGAACUUCUUCCCAUUGAUCGUGCUCGAAAAGUUUACAAAGUUCUGGAGAAAGAGGCAAGGAUUCGCCUACCAGCUGAGGAUAUCACGGCUGGUAAAAAAGCUCUACACGAUAGUGGUCAGAAAGAAAAAGUACAGCUUUUAGAAAUGUUGAGAAAAAAGAGUCAGACGUAUGCUAGAUGGCUGUCAUCAUCUGUGGAUGAACUCGAGGAAGAAUUGGCUCAUAUUCGUAGUAUGCCUGAUCAUAAACCCGCCGUUGCAAACGCGAUUUAUGAAGUGAUCCUCAGGAAGGUCUCUGUGGAGAAGCCUAUCAACUAUCAAGUGAUUGUUCGUCACCUCCUCACUAUCAACGAAUCUUUCAAUCCAAUACCACCUCGUAUAGCUGAACUGGCGAGACAAAUGCAUUCUAAUGCUUUUGUGUCAGCGCUUGGCGAGCAAAAGCUCGAUAUUGCUGAGAACCUCUGGGACAAUAGGAUUGGCGCACCAUCCGUGGAAAACACGCUGACAUAUAUAGCGCUAUUGUAUCUGAAUGGGCGUCAAGAUAAGGCUGAUAAAGUUUGUGAAGAUCUUAGGUCUAGUGCACAAACUAUAACUGGUGCUUCACUCCAAACGGUAGGUGACCGAUUGGGCGACAGCUUCGACAUCAGUCAAAUGCGGCAGUUUUCUCAAUAUCUUCAAGGAAAAUUUAAUCUUGCUUCGAAACAUUUGCUGAGAAUAAUUGCCUGUGUGAGGUUGCGACAACUGGAAAAGCUGAUCAGUGCCGGUAAACUCGAUGAAGCCUUGCAACUAGUGGUCGAACAUACGGUAGAAUCUAGCAGCGCCUUUGGACAGUAUCAGUUAGCAGCAGCAGCAAUAAAAGCGGAAAAUAUGGGAGUUUUGAAAGGCGUGUUCGAUGUAGUAAAGCGAACACAUGGUAAAGAAGUUGCUUUCCUUGACCUCGCCUAUGUACUGCUUGAAGAGCGGCGUACUGAACGCGCCAUGAAACUCUUGGAUACGCCUCAGCUGAAGAUCUCGCCAGGAAAGUUAGAAUACUUCAUUAGACGAGCAGUUGAUAGUAAUAGGCCAGACGUACUGCGCGGACUUUUCGCGGGUCUCUGUCAAGGAGAUCGUGCGUCUACAGUAGGAUUGAAUAAGCUGCUAGAGCAGCUUUGCCGGUUAUAUUACAAAGACAAUGAUUUUACUUCUCUACAAACCCUUCAUGAGGAGAUCGAACGAGCGUCUUUCCCGUUAGAGCAUCAGUUAAGGACAGUUUUUGAACAAAUACAUCGGCGGAAAAUUGAAGCUGCUAGUCAAUAACAUUUGCUCAUGGAACAUUGCACUGUACAAAUCGUUCAUAGGACUAAAGGAACUCAAAUGUUAUUAAUCUGUUUCGUCUGUUUGUUUUAAUGCGCAAUGAAGAUAUAUUCAAAACAGAAUUAGCAGUUUGAGGGCUAAGCCUUUCAC
Cylicocyclus nassatus is the source of this 3321-nucleotide messenger RNA. The record is from the annotation of a GenBank genome assembly. Lineage: Eukaryota; Metazoa; Nematoda; Chromadorea; Rhabditida; Strongylidae.